UUGGGAUAGGCCAUAACAACCACCCAACAAGGCGUUGUGCUACUAUGGGGAAAUACCGAACCGAACCGAUAGUAAAAUAACGGUUUUUGUUUAGUUUUUAGUCGAGGUAAAUGCUGAAAAUCCUCUGGAAAGUCGAUGCAAGUGGAAAUGAUCGCAUAUUAGGGAUCAAAUUUGGACGUUGACGUCGAGCCGUGCGUAAUGAGCAGAGUUGGAAAAAGAAGGUGUUGAGCUGCAUUUUUUCUCUCUCUCUGCCAGGGACAACUUGGGUCGGAGUACUGACUAAACUACGAGGGGAUACGAAGAAAAAUAAUGCCCACAAAGCUCUCCACAUUCUGGCAUGGCAGGCUGGGCCUGGGGCUCUGAGGACACUUCGGAGGAUCCGUGCCUGACCCACGACUGAGGAUUGAGAGGAAUACGUUGUCUGAGCAGAAUGACUCAGCAAGAGGGGGGACCCCCAAAUAGCAAGUGAAGAGAAGUGAGGAUGGGUGCCAAUGGAUCCAGCUAUCCACACUCUUGCUCCCCACGCAUAGGGGGAAAUGCACAGGCACAGCAGACUUUUAUAGGGACCUCAUCCUACUCUCAGCAGGGAUAUGGCUGGGAGUCUAAGUUAUACAGCCUGGAGCACGGCCAUGAGCGGCCCACAGACAGGAAGAAGAAGAGCCUUGGUUUAGCAACCCUCAAACGGAGGUUCAUCAAAAGGAGGAAGUCCAGCCGCUCUGCAGAUCAUGCGCGGCAGAUGCGGGAACUUUUAUCAGGAUGGGACGUCCGUGACACAAACGCUCUAGUGGAAGAGUAUGAGGGCACAGCAGCCCUCAAGGAGCUGAGCUUCCAGGCCAGCCUGGCACGUGCCGAGGCUCCCAGCUUGCAGCGGGAUCUUGCUGCCCUUUACCAGCACAAGUACUGCACAGAUGUGGACCUCAUCUUCCAAGGUACUUGCUUCCCUGCUCACCGGGCCAUCCUGGCUGCCCGCUGCCCCUUUUUCAAGACUCUGCUGUCCUCAUCCCCUGGCUAUGGAGCAGAGGUUCUCAUGGAUGUUGAGACAGCUGGCAUUGAUGUGCCCAUGUUCUCUGCCCUGCUUCAUUACUUGUACACUGGGGAGUUUGGGGUGGGUGGAGCGGAGGAUACCAGGCUUCAGAAUGUGGAUGUACUAGUACAGCUCAGUGAGGAGUUUGGCACACCCAACUCCCUGGAGGCAGAUAUGAAGGGCUUGUUUGACUACAUGUGUUACUAUGACGCUCUGCUCAGCUUUUCCUCAGACUCUGAGAUGAUAGAAAGCUGUAAUGAGAGAGGGGCUGUGGCUGCAGCACCAACAGUGGGCUCAGCAGGCAAUGGGGGGCCCAGGACCCCUGACGAGGACCUUAGGGCACACAAGGCCAUCCUCUCAGCGCGUUCUCCUUUUUUUAGGAACCUUUUGCAGAGACGUAUCCGCACAGGAGAGGAAAUGACAGAGCGCACAUUGCAGACACCCACCCGCAUAGUGCUUGAUGAGUCCAUCAUUCCACGGAAAUAUGUACAGGUUAUUCUCCACUGCAUGUACACGGAUGUGGUGGAGCUUGGGUUGGUGCUGCGGGGUAGCCCCUCAGCAAGCAGCCUCGGUGAGGUGCAAGCCCUCGUGUCAGGGGGCCGUGGGGCCAGCACCCGCACUGAGGAGGCCAUGGAGCUGUACCAUAUCGCUCUAUUCUUGGAGUUCAGUAUGCUAGCUCAAGGCUGCGAGGAUAUUGUUGUGGAAAGCUUGUCUCUGGACUCACUUGUCCCCAUCUUGAAGUGGAGCUCCCAGCCGUAUGGCUCUAAGUGGGUCCACAGGCAGGCCAUGCACUUCCUCUGCGAAGAGUUCAGUCAGGUUGUCACUUCAGAUGUUCUCUACGAGCUCAGUAAAGAGCACCUUCUCAGCGCAAUUCAGUCUGACUACCUGCAGGCAAGUGAACAGGACAUUCUCAAGUAUGUUGUUAAGUGGGGCGAGCAGCAGCUUAUUAAGAGGAUGGCAGACAGGGAGCCCAACCUGUUGAGCGGCACAGCUCACAGCGUAAACAAGAGGGGUGUGAAAAGGAGAGACCUGGAUGUGGAAGAGCUGAAAGAGAUCCUGUCUCCCCUCCUGCCCUUCAUCCGAACUGAGCACAUCUUACCUCCCAACAGUGAUGUCCUCGCUGACGCGCUUAAAAGGGGUUUGAUUAGCACCCCUCCCUCAGACAUGCUGCCCACGGCAGAGGGGGGAAAAGCCAAUGCUUGGUUACGACAGAAGAACGCUGGCAUCUAUGUGCGUCCCCGCCUCUUCUCUCCUUACGUGGAGGAGGCUAAGUCUGUACUUGAUGAAAUGAUGGUGGAGCAAACAGACCUGGUGCGUUUGCGACUAGUGCGCAUGUCCAACGUCCCAGACACGCUCUAUAUGGUCAACAAUGCUGUGCCUCAGUGCUGUCACAUGAUCAACCACCAGCAAAUGGCGGGCAAUUCAAACACAGCUCCAUCUGUUGUGGCCAAUGAAAUUCCAGUGCCUCAGCUGUCAGUGGUGAAGGAAAUGAUCCGGAGGCUGCAGGAGCUGAGACACACAGAGCAAGUCCAGAGAGCUUAUGCCCUAAACUGUGGUGAAGGAGCCACCGUCAGCUAUGAGCUGCAGCUGCGGGUGCUGAGGGAGUUUGGUCUGGCAGACGGAGCCACUGAGCUACUGCAGAACCCGUACAAGUUCUUCCCUGAUGAACGGUUUGGCGAUGAGAGUCCAAUUCUGGCUCUGCGCCAGGUGGGUCGUUGUCGGGUAAACAGCAGCCCAGCCAUGGAUAGCAUGUUCACAGAGCUGGAAGGGGUAGUGGGCUUCCACCCACCCCUACCUCCUCCACCUCCCCCAUACCACCCCCCUGCCACACCCAGCCAUGCUCAGCUCAAGGGUGCUUGGCGUCCUCGUGUGCCCAUGCCGACCCCCACCCGUUCCUUCUCCUAUCCCUGCAACCGCACCCUGAUCCAGCGCCAUGCAGCUGCCAAGCAUGGCAGCUCAGAGUACUCCUCUGUGCCCAGGCCCCAGCCCCCAGACUGCACCAACCCGCAGGCCAUGGGCCGAGCUUUGCUUUCAGACCAGCAAGCGAUGAGCAUGGAGCCUGUUAUGAGGGAGUUCAUGCCUGACAUUGCACUGGGAGUGUCAGUCAUGUCCCUGAGGGAGCAGCACAUGGUAGAGAUGGACAGAGAUGGCCCUCACAGCCCCAUGGGCCCCUCAGGCCACCAUCUGCCCCAUGGGCCCUGCCCUUCUGCCCGCCUCAGCCAUGGCCAUGGACCUGGACAUGGCCACUCCUGCAAGAGACAUGCUCCUGAACCCAAGCUGGAGGCUCAAGCCGAGUUCCCUGACCUGUAUGACUUCUCCUGCCGACCUGCAACCCCAACCUCCGCUCACCCUCUGCCCUCCUUUGCAGGACCAGACCUCUACAGCCACAGCUGCAACCCCUCCAGCUCCUAUCCACCCCCCUACAUUUCUGACUCUCAGUCCCAGGGCCACAUGCAGGGACGGACUGCCCCAGACCCACUACGGCUAGAUGUCCUCAGUAUGACCUCUCAGAGGCAUGAUGGAGUCCUUGCCAGUCCUUCUGGGGCCCAGCUGAGGAUGGGACAUAUCCCAAGGGGGAGAUCCAAUGAGACAGACCUGACACAUGGCCUAGGCCAUUUACGGUCCCCCAGUGGAAACAUGGACAGCUAUGAGGAGAGGCACACAGGACCUAGAGACACCCCAGAAGACAUGGUUCUAGCUGGAGAAUCAUCAGGCCCGGGUCCCCUCCAGCAGCCUCACAGGAACAGUGUCAGCGAGGAGAUCGCCAGAGACCGCAGGUCACCCAGCAAGCCUGACUACCCUUAUAAGAAAUCUGCACUUUAACCCCGGUUGAGGGCCAGGGGUUGAGUUAAGAAAAGGGAAAAAGUGAUGAGUGGCUGUCCAUCAUAAUGGAUGGAAAUGCACUAAAUGUGUGCUUGUGUAUAUGUGUGUGUGUUUGACAGGAGCAGGGAAAAGGGGUGGUCAAUGGUUGCUAUUUAUAGGAUCUGUUCUUUUGUCCUACCUCUAUCACACUGUGCCAUCCAUCACACAGUCAGAAAGAGUAAGAGCUGUAAGUUAACUGUCAAUGUUUGUAAUUGAUCUCUGCAACCCUGCCUGGUCCUGCUGGUUUAGAGAAUGACUCAGGCACUCCUGGUAUGGAUUGGUCUCUUGAGUUUGAUUGUAAAGAAAGGUUAGCUCUAUGCUAUGUGAAUCCUGCGUGAGGAGGUCACAACAUUAGAUGUAGCUCAGUUAUGAACUGAUGGUUUAACAAAGACUAUAUCCAUUAGCUCUGCUAUCUCUCGAUUAUUUUCAGGAUACAAUGGGGAGAUGGCUGGAUAGGAAUCUCAAUUUACACAAGCGAACAAUGGCACACAGUCUGGGACAAAGUAUUGUGAUAAAAUCAUAUGUAAAUACGUCUGGCUGUAUUCUUUCCUCCCGUGACUUGUAUUUCCAUUUCUUCCUGUAGCAUGCCUAUAGCAACCCACCUGACUAGUUUUCCCCUCCUGGCCAUGAUUCUGCAGUGCUGAUGAGUAAUUGGCCAAGGCUUUGUCACACAAAGCAGGAAUUUGAUCCGACAGGAAGUAGGUCAUCAGAGCUCGUCAUUCUCCAGUAACCCAGUCUGAUAAUUGUGUCAGGCUUUAACUAUCGCAGCCUCUCAGUGUCUAGCUUAGGGGCAGAAGCCUGGUGUUUUUCAGAGAAGUGGAGGAGGCAGGAGGAUUGCGGGCGGGUUCAUUACUGAGAUACAGUAGAAAAUAUAGGGGUGCCAUGGCAACUGACGUACCGUGAUCAAAUGGAGUGUGGGGCGGGGAGGGGUUUGUUGGUGUUGCAGCUGGAACAGGUGUGUGUGUGUGUGUGUGUGUGUGUGUGUAUGUGUGUGUUUGUUUGUGUGUGUGUGCGUGAGAUUAACUUUGAUACACACAGGUGUUUAGACAAUCUCAGUACUGUACACUCCCAUCUUUAGUCAGGUCUGUUUGUACAUAUCAGAGAGACUGAGAUGAUUAACUGUAGUCUAUGGCACAGAGAGUGUGCUAGAGCUCCCUCUUGUUAUGUUUAAUCCAAUAGCAUCAAGUAACAAAUCUAAAGCCUUAAUCAGUGCUUGGAAUAUUCCGUUUUAGCUACCUUUAUUCAAUUAAGUAUGAUGUCAUUAUAUCGCAACCCCUGUUAAUUGCUUUUUUGACUGUUCUGUUCACUACAGGCACAUUCACGGCAGUUGAUCUGGGUGGUAGCGGUGGAUUUCACUAAACCCAAAUGCUAAAAUUAUGUAUAUACAUUUGGCCUCCAACUCACCACCGGGGGAGAUUGUGGGAGAUUGUUUAUCUGCAUAGUCAGUGUUUAUACUGUUUAAGAGCCGCAGCAGCUGUAGCUCCACAACCUUGCAAAUACACACAUAAAAGCCUGUUACAGCCAACAGCUGGCAUACAACCUCACGUACGCAUAUCAUUGCACUGUAGGAGCCACCUGUUCAUUAGCUGAAGGGAAAAGGAACAAAUGAAUUUCGAACAAUAGGAAUCUUAUAUUGAAGAAAAGUUGGCGAUUGCAGGCUCAUAUCUCCAAUGGAAAUUGUAUAUAAUGAAUUGAGUUCCACAUGUUCUGAUGAAUUUUUAAUGGUUUCUAUCACAUUUUAGUGGUUGUUGAAGGUUUGUGUUUUUACUGUAGUGGACAACACUGUGUACUUGUCUUUGUCAUGAAAUCUCACUAAGAAUGUGUGGUAUAAAACAUAAAGAUUGUGUCUCAGAAUCUAUUUCAUUCUUAAAUGUCGCGCAUUUAGGGCAGUCUGUUCAAUAUUGUAGGUGGUGUGGAUUACCAUGUUUGUAGAGAUGUCCCCCCCACCCCCCACCCUAUUUUCCUUUUACUUUAAAAGUAACAGGAAUAUGUAGAGGAUCUGAGGUUAUUAGCUCUCUGCUUAGCAGUAAUGAAGUUGCCAAGCAGAAAAAUCAUUUUUCCAUCUAGGUUGCUUCAUGGGGAAAAAAUGCAAAACUCCAGAUUCCUCCAUGUUCAUGUUGGGUAGUUGUUUUAUUUUCCAGGACAAUGUUCCAUUGAAUAAAAGUCCUUGUUUUGCUCUUUGCUGUAGAGAAGUCAGUGCCUUCCCCCGCCUGCGGCUGGGCUUUUAUUGGAGAAGUGACUUUGAUGUCUAUGCAAGCUCUUUUCUACCAGCUUACCAGCCUGCAUCAAAUAGUUCUUUAAAAUCUCAUGUAGCUCGUUUUGUGUACAUAGUGUUAUUUAGCACCUUUGGAAAUUGAACCAUCUGAAAUGUGUGAUUGCUUGUGUUGAAUUCUAACAGGUACAUUGUACUUGUAUGGUAUCAUAGAAAACAUGUUUGUAGAUUGAUAUUAAGUUGCAUUUAGUUUCACUGAAUCUAUUUUUCUACUGUCACCUCAAAAGGUGCAUAACAGUGGUCAACUUGUGCAUCCUCAAAAUAAACUGGUUUGAUAUUAUGGAA
Molecule: messenger RNA, 6443 nt
Organism: Seriola aureovittata
Lineage: Eukaryota; Metazoa; Chordata; Actinopteri; Carangiformes; Carangidae
Gene: btbd7
Product: BTB (POZ) domain containing 7
Exons: 11
Coding region: 482-3847 (1121 amino acids)
Biological process (GO): morphogenesis of a branching epithelium
Molecular function (GO): protein binding
Source: RefSeq, a predicted model, not a curated record